Molecule: messenger RNA, 683 nt
Organism: Cydia amplana
Lineage: Eukaryota; Metazoa; Arthropoda; Insecta; Lepidoptera; Tortricidae
Product: COMM domain-containing protein 5-like
Exons: 4
Coding region: 47-664 (205 amino acids)
Cellular component (GO): nucleus
Source: RefSeq, a predicted model, not a curated record
UCGAAAAAGUUUUAAGAAAAUCAUUUAGUUGAUGUAAUCAAUUAAAAUGUCGCAACAACUAGAACUAUUAACAGAGGUUCCGUCACAAUGGUUAAAUAUAUCAAAUAUAACACCUGACAUACAGAGAAAGGAAAUAAAACCAUUCGUUGUUUUGGCCCUAAAGGAAUUGGAAGGUAAUCCAGACAGCAGAACUUCGAGCUUAAUGAGCGCGGAUAAGUUCGCGGCGGUGCGGGAGGUGGUGAGACAUGUGGCCCGGGCCCGGUCGGCCACUAAAGAGGCCUGGGAACUAGGGGAUAUGAAGGUGUUCUUAGAAAGUUUGAGAUUCUCAUCAGACUGUGUAGCGGAGCUGGCGACGCUGCUGUGUGCCGAGCAGCUUUACACCAACAUACCCAGACACCUGCGGGUGAAGCCAGGCCUGGCCGGCUUGCAGUGGAAGAUUGACAUGUCUCUUAGCCAAGCCAACAUGGAAGAUAGCACACCAGAACAUCAGAAGCAAGUACUCCGCCGCGACACCCACAUCAUACUAAUCCUCAAACUGACAGACGGACAGACACGCACAUACAGGUUGUCUAUAGCGAAGUUCCAUGAGCUAAGGUUCGUGGUCGCGAGCGCACUGAAAAGCAUGAUCGUGCUAGAGAAACGAAAGUGUAUGAGAAAAGAAUGACACACGUAUUCUUGGGGGU